AUGGACUUGGAUGUCAAGGAGGAAAAGCCCGCUCAACAGCCUCGCCAGGAACCCAGCCAACCUGCAGUCCAGCCGCCGUUGGAUAUCAAUGUCAAGCAAACAGAGAAGGAACCGCAGCGCAAGGAUAUUGUACCCUCUCUACCGCAAGAAAAGCUAGCGCAACCGACUGCGUCGCCGACAGCGGCCGCAGCAAGACAACAACCGCAGGUGCUACCAACUCAAUUGCAAACGAAACUGCAUCAGGAACAGCUCAGAGAGGCGCAGCAGCAACCGCAACCGCAGCCGCCUCAUGCUCAGCCUAUUCCACGCAUGCCUACUGGAUUACCAUCGCAACCACAGCCGGUUAAUGGUCAGGCACCCUCGGCAGUUCAACAACUACCAGGAAAAGUGCCUCCGACUGUGUCUUCGGCGCAAAAGGCGAAGAAUGCGCCAGCUGUACAUCCACAGAAGCCCCCCGCUGCUCCAAUUCCGAGCCAGGGCAAUGUGCCAACUUUUACGGCGGCGCCCUUGCAAGCCCAGCGGGACAUUCACAAACCUACUCCUGUUCCUGCUCCAUCACCGGCUUCAGCUUCAGCGGCCAGACCUGCGGGCAAGCAGGGUGCUUCAGCUGCCACUCCUGUCACAGCACCUCAACGUCUCCCACCCCAGCCAAUAAUCCAGCAGUGGUCCUUACAUCAGCCACCUCAAACCCCACAGCCACCGCCCUUUACCUACCCGCAACCACAGGCAGAUAAGCGUGCUAUGGAGGGUAGACCACCCCUCAACCCUCUUCCUCAACACACACCGAAACUCGAGCCUGAAAAGACACCACAAGCCCCUCCCCAGACGCCUGUGCCAUCUACACCAGGGCCUUCGGCACCGAUCGUAUCAACAGCUGUCAACGGCCAUGCUCAGGGUUACCAGACGCCUGUCGGAGCAGCGCAAGCAUUGCUUUCGGAAGCACGAAAUGUCCACCGCCCUCAACUCUUCGUCGAUACGAGAUCUUCUACACCUUGGAAGAAGACACCGCGCCUGAGCAUUCCCCAGUCGCCUAGAUCACCGAUUCGACCUCGGCCAGAGGAUGUCAGCCCGAUUAGCGAAAGAGCCCCAUCGCCAAUUGAGUUCCCUGAGCCGCUGCCAGAAGAAACAGGAAGCCGCCGGAACAAGCGCCGAGCCGUUGAAGAAAAGGGGGCGAGAACAAUCCAGGAACUCAGCAUGCCGCAAGAUGUGGAACCUAAAGGGCGGCUGAAAGCCAAAGUAGAAAAAGCCACAGUGUCCGCUGCUGGGAAGAAACGGGAUCGAAGCACGACCUCCUCAAGAAGUCGGGGAAGGUCCGUAGUAUCACGCGAUGAGGAAUCCGUCGCCGAGCCCGGAAAUGGCCCUGUUGGAAAGAUCAAGCAUGAGUUGCCUGGUACGCCGGCCAAUAUCCCAGAGACAUCUGAAUUGGAGGGUCGUGCCAGUGGAGCCCGAAAAGGCGCUGCCGCUUUGUCUCAGACCGAAGAACGGCCAGGGAGAGGGAGGCCGAAACGCAAACGUGGGACCAGUGAUGCCCCAGAGCCAGAGUCACUUCCGACUGAACCUAGCCGGCUGGAAUCGACACAGUCCGCAUCAUACGUGUUGUGUCCUCGUAACUUUCCCAGAACCGGCGCACCUAUAAUGAACGAUGUGACCAUGCACAAGCAUGCUUCAAUAUUUGCGAAGCCGCUAGCUGAGCGAGACGCACCUGGGUAUCGAGAUCUCAUAUAUCGGCCGCAGGAUUUGAAAUCGAUCAAGUCGUCCAUCCAUCAAGGCAGCAGGGCUGUGGCAGCAGCUACGGAAGCUGCUAGCACACCUGCUGCAGAUGGAGAGUCCCCGGCUCCCAAUGCAGGCACCCCUUCCAAGAACGCUGUUCUAGUGCUGCCAAAGACGGAAGAUGUCAUUCCUCCCAAAGCCAUAGUUAACUCGGCACAGCUGGAGAAAGAACUGAUUCGCAUGUUCGCUAAUGCCGUCAUGUUCAAUCCCAUUCCGCAACGUGGGUUUGGACCUGGCUUCCCGAUGACCAGCGAUAGCGGGUCACGUGAAAGCACGCAAGUCCCCGAACCGGAUGAAGGAGGCAUCAUCAAAGAUACUCUGGAGAUGUUCGAGGAUGUCGAGCAAGCGGUGACGAGAUGGCGGGCGGCGGAACGCACUGCUGACGAACUGGCAAGCAAGAACAUCUUAUCCCUUCGAAGAGGUAGCACAAGUGAUUUGAACACAGACAGCGCAGAUGAAGUCAAGGGGGCAUGA
Aspergillus thermomutatus is the source of this 2244-nucleotide messenger RNA. RefSeq lists its product as uncharacterized. Gene Ontology annotation, cellular component: NuA4 histone acetyltransferase complex. The coding region runs from base 1 to 2244 and encodes 747 amino acids. The record is from RefSeq and is a predicted model, not a curated record. The transcript has a single exon. Gene Ontology annotation, molecular function: protein binding. NCBI's taxonomy places the organism in Eukaryota, Fungi, Ascomycota, Eurotiomycetes, Eurotiales, Aspergillaceae.